UUUUAUAAAUUAUUAAAAUGCUAGAUGAGAACUGUAAAUCUUCUCGGGUGGUACAUUUUUAUUCCAUCCGGAGAAAUUUUCUCCUUUCACGAUUUGCAGCUUAUUGAUUUAUUCACCCAAAGAAAAUUAAGCAUGCUUUUGAAUAAGAUUUGCUCUAUUUGCCAUUAACUUUAGCAAACUAAUGAAAAAGCAAAAAAAAUCAUGUAAAAUUUAUGUAAAUUUGAUGAGAGAAGUUACACGCCAACUCGUAAAAUAUUACUGGUGUGUAUUAUAAACACAAUCAUGGCUAUUAUUAAUUGGCGGUUUCAAUGGAGAGGAAUAUCUCCGAAUAUAAAAAAGUACAUAAUAUGGAAGUUAGCUCAGAUAAGGUUGACAAUACAGUCUCUAACAUACAAUGAACAUAUGAGCCAAAGUUAUGUGAUUGACUGUUUACUAGAGCCAAUAUUUUGGAUAGUAGACAACUUUGCUGGUAAUCUAGGACAAGUGUUUGUAUUCUGUGUAAGUGUAUUGACAGCAGCUGUUGUCUUUAUUGCAUAUUGGAUUGGUUUGCCAUUUUGGUGGCAACGGGAUCCUUAUACUACAAUUUUUCUAGUACUAAUGGGUAAUUGGCUAUUACUUAACAUAAUAUUUCAUUAUUAUAAAGGAGUUACUACUUCCCCUGGUUAUCCCCCUCAUGGCACAAUGAUAUCCGAAGCGGCUAGUAUUUGUAAGAAAUGUAUAUCACCGAAGCCGCCACGUACCCACCACUGCUCCGUUUGUGACCGAUGCAUCCUUGCAAUGGACCACCACUGUCCUUGGCUUAACAACUGUGUUGGGUAUUACAAUGCUCGACAUUUCUUUCUAUAUAUGGUGUACAUGGUUGCUGGAGUAUCUUUUGUAAUAAUAUUUGGUUUUGAAAUCGGAUUCCAAGUACUAUGGUUGUAUGAUCCAAGUGCUAACAUCCCACAUAAUGAUCCCGAUUUAAUUGGUCAUCCGGUCCGGAUCAAUCAAACGGGUGCUUUGAUACCCAUCAAAGACAUUGUAGAGUAUGAUUCCGUUAACUUCCCAAGGGAACACAACCUACCUGUACCUAUUACAUCAGAAUUACAGCUUAUUAGUAGUGAUCCAUGGAAACGGAAAGCGGUUAUAUUUAUGGCAGUAACUUGUUUGUCGGUAUUUUUUGCAUUAGGUACUUUGGUUAUAUGGCAUGGUAAGAAUAUAAGUCGAGGAGAGACAAGCAUUGAAAGCCAUAUAAAUGCAAAAUUACGGAAGACACCCAGAAACGUUUAUAGAAACCCGUAUAACUUUGGUAGAAGAAAGAAUUGGAAAUUAUUUCUUGGGUUGAUUCAAGGUAGAACUUUUAUUAGGCAUAUUUUAUUACCUUCUGGUCACAAACCAUCUGGCACUGGAUUAACAUGGCAUACCAUACAUAAUGUUAUGGAAGACUGGCCGUAGAAGUUUUAUAGAAUUUAUU
This is a messenger RNA of Papilio machaon (common yellow swallowtail), 1453 nucleotides long. Its product is annotated as palmitoyltransferase ZDHHC16. Gene Ontology annotation, molecular function: palmitoyltransferase activity. Bases 283 to 1434 code for a protein of 383 amino acids. Gene Ontology annotation, cellular component: Golgi apparatus. Gene Ontology annotation, biological process: protein palmitoylation. NCBI's taxonomy places the organism in Eukaryota, Metazoa, Arthropoda, Insecta, Lepidoptera, Papilionidae. The transcript has 5 exons. The record is from RefSeq and is a predicted model, not a curated record.